Branchiostoma floridae (Florida lancelet) is the source of this 2395-nucleotide messenger RNA. RefSeq names its product cytochrome P450 2U1-like. Gene Ontology annotation, biological process: xenobiotic metabolic process. The record is from RefSeq and is a predicted model, not a curated record. NCBI's taxonomy places the organism in Eukaryota, Metazoa, Chordata, Leptocardii, Amphioxiformes, Branchiostomatidae. Gene Ontology annotation, molecular function: iron ion binding; oxidoreductase activity, acting on paired donors, with incorporation or reduction of molecular oxygen, reduced flavin or flavoprotein as one donor, and incorporation of one atom of oxygen; heme binding. The transcript is spliced from 7 exons. Gene Ontology annotation, cellular component: cytoplasm; intracellular membrane-bounded organelle. The coding region runs from base 110 to 1645 and encodes 511 amino acids.
UAGCAGCCCAGCCACUAGAGAGCAAAGAUCAACUGUUUUGUGAACUGUAACGUUUCUGCAGCGUUUUCUGUGACGAUUUCUGUAACGAUACGCUUAUUUGAAUACAAAGAUGAGUAUUUUGCUGGAAGUCGUGACGACUGCUCGUCAUUUUGCCGACCUCCCGACGUUUCUGGCGGCUACAUGUGUGUGUCUGCUGACAUAUCUGUAUCUCCAGCGGCCCAGAAACCUCCCGCCCGGACCCAGGGGCUGGCCGCUUCUCGGGAACAUCCCAACGUUAGCCAAGUCCGCCUUUCUUCCCGCCACUUUCACGGAACUGUCCAAACAGUAUGGUGACGUCAUGACCAUCUGGAUUGGCGGCACAAUUGCCAUCGUCCUCUCUGGGUACGAGACUAUCCGGACUGCCCUGGUCAAGAGAGCUGAAGAUUUGUCCAGUCGCAAAAUACCGGCAUCCGUGGCAGAUCUACGUGGAGAUGGAACGACAAAAAGUUCAGUUAAAGGUAUCCUGUAUGCUGCCUACGGACCACAAUGGAAACACCAGCGUAAAUUCGCCCUGAUGACUCUCCGGGACUUCGGCUUCGGCAAGCGGAGUUUGGAGGGCAAAGUCAACGAAGAAGCCAACGCGCUAGUUCAAGAAGUUCUCUCACAAAACGGACAACCAUUCGAUCCUAAAAUUAUAAUACAAAACGCUGUCAGUAACGUCAUUUGUUCGAUUGCCUUUGGGGAAAGAUUUGAAUACGGCGAUCCAGAUUUCCUACGACUUAUUCAACUGUUGAACGCCACAGUCGAAGAAAAUGCCUCUCUCGUUGACAAGAUUGGUACGAUAAUUCCCGUGUUUCGAUACCUCAAAGGAAAUUCAAGUCAAGAAAGAAUGGUAAAAAUGUUUCAGGGUCUCCAAGAGUUCUGCCGUGAACAGAUAGAGAAGCACAGGCUGACCUUUGACCCAAACGACAUCCGGGACUUUAUAGACGCCUUUCUGCUGGAGCAGCAGCGGGCUCCGGAGGAAAAAGCUCGGGAGCACUUCACCGACAAGGAGCUGCAAGAGGUGCUGAUAGACUUGUUCUUGGGCGGUACUGAGACCACCGCCACCACCACUCGCUGGGGCCUGUUGUACAUGAUGCUCAACCCAGACAUCCAGGAAAAGGUUCAUCAGGAGAUAGACUCGGUGUUAGGGCAGAGCGCGCCGUCCUACGCACAACGGAACCAGCUACCCUACACAACAGCGACCCUAGCGGAAGUGCAGCGAAUGAAACCCGUCGCGCCACUCAGCGUUCCCCACGCAGCGUCCAGGGACACCGCAUUGAAUGGCUACAACAUCCCUCAGGAUGCCAUGAUUUUUGUCAACCUGUGGUCCGUGCACAUGGACCCUCAGCUGUUCCCGGAUCCGAACACCUUCCGACCCGAACGUUUCCUGGAUCAGGACGGAAACUUCGUCAAACACGAGGCGGUCAUCCCGUUUGGUAUCGGCCCCCGGGUAUGUCUCGGUGAACAGCUGGCCAAGAUGGAGGUCUUCAUGCUGUUCGUCUCCCUGAUGCAGCGUUUCACGUUCCACCUGCCAGAGGGCGCACCUGAGCCGUCCAUGUUGGGAAAGUUGGCCAGUGCUAUCAAUGUGCCUUGCCCAUUUGAGUUGUGUGCAGUUGCACGCUGAUAGCUUCAACAGUAAUGUUCAUGAAAUGCGGGAAGGACAAAAAUGACCUUUUUUGCAAGUUCAAGAUCAUAUCCGAGGGCUUAUUGAAGACAAAGUAAAGUAGUGGUAUACAUAUUAAUUGUACACUUAACAGAGAAGGAAAAUGGGAACUAUAGAUAAAUCAAAAGAGAAAUAACAUCUAAUCUAAAUCUAUUUCUACAUAAGCUAUUUAAUGGGUUUGAAUUCUUUUCCGUAUGCAGUGGGAGAUGAAUUGUCCAACUUUUGCAUAUAUAAAUGGGUUGGGCGACUUAAGUAAGAAUAUUGUUUUUUGUUGGUCGGUCAGAUGAGAAAAGCUUGGGAGAGAUUUGUAGAUUUUAAGGAAAAGUUUGUUUCUUUCGGAAUUGUAAUGUGAACAUUGACAUAUAAAAUAAUAAGCGUGUGGGUGUGCAAAGAAUCUGUUUUAAAGAUAAUAAUUUUCAAGUGAUAGGAUAAAAACAAAUAGAAACACAAGUAGAACUGACAUUUCAUCAUCUUUAAUGCUCUAUUUCUUCUUCUGUAACGAGUUAUGUAUGCACCAAUACCCAGUAAAAUGUAUUGCGUAAAGUGUCUGGCAGAUAUCUUCAAUGCUGUUGUAAAAUGAUUUAAAAAGUACUUAUUAUUGACCUAUCUCAAUCCAAAUGUGUCAUUUAUUAUUUGAGCAGACGCAUACGUAUGAAGUCUUGGAACUAUACUUUCACCUGAAAAAUUGCAGUGAAAUUACAAAUAUAUGUG